AUGGACACCACCUCCGACUGCGCAGUCGUCAACGGGUAUGGAAUACGUGGAUCCUUAGACUUCUCACAAAGAUCGCACGAUAGUCGAAUCGAAUAUGCCAAAGUGGAUCGUACGGAACGACUUCAAUCCUUUCUAGCAGACAAAGGUCCUGGGACUAUGAUGCCUUGCAUGACAGCGUCUUCUGAGAGGUCGUUAGUGAAACACCGCGCCAAAGCAAGUCAGAAAAUCAACGAGACCAUGGCCAAGUUCGAACGUUGA
Colletotrichum abscissum is the source of this 258-nucleotide messenger RNA. RefSeq lists its product as uncharacterized. The record is from RefSeq and is a predicted model, not a curated record. The transcript is spliced from 2 exons. The coding region runs from base 1 to 258 and encodes 85 amino acids. NCBI's taxonomy places the organism in Eukaryota, Fungi, Ascomycota, Sordariomycetes, Glomerellales, Glomerellaceae.